CAUUUUUCACAGAUAGAAGAUGACAAUGGCCUGUUGAACUUCCCUAAGUUUGAAGCUUACCUGAGAGAGUUGUUACAGGUUGGAUAAGAUUGUACAUUGAUAAAAUUAUCUGUAAAUCAGAUCCAGCCUACUGAAAUGCUGUAAAUGCUGUAUGUUUGUUAGCUUGCCAGUAAGCUCUUCUAUUUGGGCGAGCAAAGAGAGCCAUGCAAGAAUGCGCAAGCGAGUGGUGAAGCUGCAAGGGGCCUUUCUCUCCCCCGCUUUCACAUCUUCUCUCCUGUGUCUACUUUUUAUGAUAUCCUCCAGCUAUAGAGCUUGCUUGCAAGCUAGCUUUUUGUUGACUUUUAUUUUUCUUUUCAGCUUCCUGCAGCCAUUGGAGAGGCUCCCACAUUUGGCUUUACUGAGCACAUGGCAAAUAAAUUCUUCAAGCCAGACGGGGUGAGAAGCUUAACUAUUACUUACAUGACAGUAGUAUUUUACUUAUUCUGGCAACCAAAAUAUUUCCUCUUAUUGGAUAUAAUUUUUGUAUUCCAUUGGAAAGUUUAAUGAAGUCAGAAAUCCAAAACUUGAUUCCCCAGUUAGAUGCAUACAAAAUGUAGUUUAAAUUAAUAAUACAUUUAAUUAGCAGUGAUUUUGUUACCUCUGUAUCCUGCGUCAUAAAAAUUCCUGAAAAUGCAAAAUAAUUCUUAGCAUGCAUCCUGUAGGAUGCAAAGAUCAAUCGACAUGAGCUUGUGUCUUUUCUUAGAAAUAUCCUUUUUGUGUGUUUUCUGUGGUCUUUAUUUAAAAAAAUUUAAUCUUGUUUAAUUACAGGUUAACACAUUCAGCAUGUGAAUUAUCGGGAUUUAGCUGCACAAGUUCACUAACAAUAAACAAGAAAUAAUUUCAAUACUAGUGCGGUGAAAAUUUGAGUUCAUUGUUAGUGACCAAGCACAGGUAAAUCCCGAUAAUUUACGAACAAUGAGUGUGUUUACAUUUUUAUUAUUCAAACUGAAUGCACUGCACAAAGCUGGCAAAACUGUUGACAGCAUGCAAAAACACCUCAACUAUCUUGAAUGAAAAAUUAAAAUUUGCAACCCUUCCUUUCAUAACAGAUAUUCCCCAAGCAGUUGUUUUCUUGGUGUUUUUAGAAAUUUCAUCUUCAGUAAGAGAAUCAAUGUUUGCAUCUGACAAAUCAUCAAACUUUGAGUCAGCCGAAUCCAUGGUGUAAUGACAGUGGUGCAUGGAAUUUACACCAUGGAUAUUACACCACAAUAAUAACAUCAACGUGGUUGUUUCAUCAAAACCCAGUAUCAUGUGGUACAAAUCAGUGAAUCAGAAAAUCGGAAUUUGUACAGUGUAUGAAAGUUGAAUAAUAAUGAUGUAUUAUUUCUUUAAGCCUCUCAACUGACUGCUUUAAAAUAGAAGAAGUAUAUUUUAAUUAGUUCAGAAAACUAAAUUGUUUAGUACUAUGUUUUGGAGCCCACGCAUUUUCAAUUUCCGACUCAUUUCUUUUUGAACUGGGACUCACAUUGGUUCCUGGACUUGGACAUAUGGCUUUUCACAAGAUGAGUCCCAGGACUGAUCACCAUAAUUAUUUGUAACAAAAUCACUGCAUUUAAAAUCGUGAAUUGUAUUCAACUCUGCAUAGUCAAUUUGGAACCAGUGAAGAAGUAAAGUUUGGUGUAUAAUUUCCUUAACUAUUGUACAAGCGAAAACCAAGGAUAAAAAUAAGCCACAACAUAAAUGGUGCAUGUUAAGAUAACAAUGACCCUUUUUAUUUUUGGCAGCAGUGCUUUACAGAAUGCCAAACAACAGUUUAUGACUCUUAGUUAUUAGGGUCGGUUGGUAAACUGAGUGAAUCAAGUCCCAGUGUGCUCUUGUAUACUGGUCCACAAUGGAACUUGAUUCCUUACUCUGUAAUUACUUUAACAUCAGAGACAUUUGGCUUUUAGUGGCCAUUUGGCAUUUAGACUGCGAGCAGUCUCUUAUUUUUCUUUGCAUUACUGCACAGUAAACCUAAUCGCGCGAGCAGCGAAGCCGCUUGCCACGAGAAACAAGGGCGUAAGCCUGAUAAAAAAAACAUCGUGGUUUGCAAUCGCGCUGGAUGAGAUCAAGAACUAGACGGAUUUUAAGAGAAAAGGUGCACUGCAAGCAGUCUAUUUGGCAUUCUGCAAAACACAUAUGCCACAGUCCUUUAACUGAAAACACACUGCAUGUACGUGUACUAGCACAUCUACAGUCAUUUUUUUCUUUGUUGUUAUGUAUUUCAGCCACUAAAACAUAAUGAAACAGGACUUCUGAAUUUCUUGGAAUGUGUC
Molecule: messenger RNA, 2294 nt
Organism: Porites evermanni
Lineage: Eukaryota; Metazoa; Cnidaria; Anthozoa; Scleractinia; Poritidae
Source: the annotation of a GenBank genome assembly